Molecule: messenger RNA, 1148 nt
Organism: Zingiber officinale
Lineage: Eukaryota; Viridiplantae; Streptophyta; Magnoliopsida; Zingiberales; Zingiberaceae
Product: soluble inorganic pyrophosphatase 4-like
Exons: 9
Coding region: 192-839 (215 amino acids)
Biological process (GO): phosphate-containing compound metabolic process
Cellular component (GO): cytoplasm
Molecular function (GO): inorganic diphosphate phosphatase activity; magnesium ion binding
Source: RefSeq, a predicted model, not a curated record
UCCGAUCCGCAAGGAUGUGCUUGAUAAUAAGUAGGAGCGGAAAGGAGCGGGAAGGCAGACCCAACCUCGCCUUUCUCUACCCUGCUACCGAUCUCGUUUCUAGGUUUCUCGUGUCUCCUUCCUUCGGCCUUCGUUUCGCGGAGAUCUGGGAGGUGUAGCGGCUCUUCUGUUGGCGUUUACAGUCUAUCACUAUGGCACCAACUCUUGAAGUGGCAACCAAGUCUUCUGAUUUGAAACUCUCUCAUCCACCUCUCAACGAACGAAUACUUUCAUCCAUGACAAGAAGAUCUGUUGCAGCACAUCCUUGGCAUGAUCUUGAAAUAGGUCCAGGUGCCCCUACAAUAUUCAACUGUGUAGUGGAGAUAAGUAGAGGAAGCAAAGUGAAAUAUGAACUUGACAAGAAAACUGGUCUGAUAAAGGUGGACCGUGUUCUUUAUUCAUCAGUUGUGUAUCCUCACAACUAUGGUUUCAUCCCUCGCACUCUUUGUGAAGAUAGUGAUCCCAUGGAUGUGUUGGUCAUUAUGCAGGAACCAAUACUUCCAGGAUGCUUUCUUCGAGCUAAAGCAAUAGGUUUGAUGCCUAUGAUUGAUCAGGGGGAGAAAGACGAUAAGAUUAUUGCUGUCUGUGCUGAUGAUCCCGAGUACAAGCAUUUUAAUGAUAUCAAGGAGCUCCCACCGCAUCGUUUAGCUGAGAUUAGGCGUUUCUUUGAAGAUUAUAAGAAAAAUGAAAACAAGGAUGUGGCUGUAGAUGACUUCCUCGAUGCAUCAGCAGCAACCAAGGCAAUCCAACGUUCCAUGGAUCUUUAUGCGAGUUACAUUGUGGAAAGCCUGAGGAGGUAGAGCGGGUCAUGAAGCAUGGAUGGAUCUGGCCAUCUGGGGACACGGGCGUUUGCAGUCAAACUACUAGUAUACUGCUAUCAGAUUAUUAUAUAUACAUAUGAAUUUAGCUUGUGAAAGAUUCAAAUGUCUGUCUUGAGGCCAAACAAGCACUAGUUUCUUAAGCGGAGGCUCCCUGUUGAUCGGAGCAUGUUAUCAAUGGCUAUUGUUAAAUUUCCUACUGUUAAUUUACUACUGUUUUUGUUUGCAUUCUGUGAAUUACCAGAGACAUUUAACGAUACUAAUUAUUUAUAUAAAAUAUUAUUUCAUACA